Molecule: messenger RNA, 5347 nt
Organism: Callorhinchus milii (elephant shark)
Lineage: Eukaryota; Metazoa; Chordata; Chondrichthyes; Chimaeriformes; Callorhinchidae
Gene: bltp3b
Product: UHRF1 binding protein 1-like
Exons: 21
Coding region: 123-4583 (1486 amino acids)
Source: RefSeq, a predicted model, not a curated record
GAAUUUAUUGCUCGUUAACAGUAAUGGACGUUUCGGGUUGUGAGAGUUCGUGAGGCUCUCUCCACGCACAUCAAAAACUGAAAUGAAACUGGUAUCUUCUCACUUCCUGGAGCUGUGACGAGAUGGCGGGACUCAUCAAGAAACAGAUCCUGAAGCACUUGUCCAGAUUUACCAAGAAUCUGUCACCUGAUAAGAUAAAUUUGAGCACUCUUAAAGGGGAAGGUCAGCUGACCAACUUGGAGCUGGAUGAAGAGGUGCUACAGAACAUGCUGGACUUGCCCACUUGGCUGGCAAUCACCAGGGUUUUCUGCAAUAAGGCAGCAAUCCGGAUACACUGGACCAAGCUAAAGACUCAUCCUAUUUGCCUGUACCUAGAUAAGGUGGAAAUGGAAAUGAGGACCUGUGAGGAACCCAGGCCUCCUAAUGGCCCAUCUCCCAUUGCUACAGCUUCUGGCCAAAGUGAAUAUGGCUUUGCCGAAAAGGUCGUAGAAGGCAUUUCUCUUUCUGUGAAUUCCAUUGUUAUCAAAAUCAGAGCAAAAGCAUUUAAUGCAUCCUUCGAGCUGUCCCAGUUGCGAAUACAUAGUGUAAAUACAACAUGGCAACAGAGCGAUUUAAGGUUCACCCGAAUACUAGAUCUUCAGCGUGGAGAAGUUCUAACAUUCAAGGAGAUUACCUGGCAGAUGAUUCGGAUAGAGGCAGAUGCGAUUCAGAGUGAGGAACAUGACAUUCUGAGUGCACCAGUGAGACUUAUCACGAACCAGUCCAAGAUGAGAAUCACCUUGAAGCGAAGGCUAAAGGAUUGCAAUGUGGUUUCAUCUAAGUUGGUGUUGAUACUGGAUGAUUUGCUGUGGGUGUUGACUGACUCGCAGCUAAAGGCAAUGGCACAAUAUGCAAAAUCUCUGAGUGAAGCAAUGGAAAAAUCUGCACAGCAAAGGAAAAGUAUGGCCUCAGAACCCACCCAGAGUGCUACUCCAGUUCCAGUCUCCCAGCAAGUCAGAACACCACAAGCUACAACUGUAGCUGAUCAGAAUGAUGCAAUUGCAAAGCUCUUCAGCGCUUUUGAUGUAAAGGAAACCUCCCAUCAUUUAAUAAUUUCUCAUUUGGAUUUGCAUAUCUGUGAUGAUAUUAAUGCAAAGGAAAGAGGAGUUCCCAAACAGAUCACAGGAGGAGCCAUGCAGCUGUCUUUUACACAGAUUACAGUGGACUAUUAUCCCUACCACAGAGCAGGGGACAAUUGCCAGCACUGGAUGCACUUCAAUGAAUCUACAAAAACCAGAUCAAACUGGACAAAAGAAUUACUGGAAGAAUUCAAGUCCAAUGUGGAAAUGCUGAAACAAGCUGUGAAGGAUUAUAGCAAAAGCAAAUCUGCGUCUUCACCUCCAAUCGGCUCACCUCCGCACAUAACAGAUACCACAGUUAGGCAGAAAAUUGUAACAACAGGCAAAGAACAGAUCCCAAAAGGGACCAGUUCUCCCAAUUCUACAGCAACAACUGUUCAGCAAUCAAAGACAAAACUGUUAUCCAGCUGUUUUGUAAUCAGAGUGGAGGAUUUAAGUAUUUAUCAGGUUUCCACAGCAGACCAGCGCCGAGCUUUCCCCAAGACAAUGAUCUCCUGCAAUAAGAAGUCUUUAUACCUCCCACCGGAGAUGUCAGCUAUUCAUAUUGAAUUCACCGAAUAUUAUUUCCCGGAUGGAAAAGAUUUCCCCAUCCCUUCCCCCAAUCUGUAUGUACAGAUGAAUGCGCUUCAAUUCACUCUCGACUCCAGGAGCAUGCUCUGGCUAAAUCAGUUUGUACUAGAUCUGCAUCAAAGUCUGGAACAGUUCACAGCAAACUACAAUCUUGAUGACAAUGGGAAAAAAGACGAACAUGUUGACAUUCGUGUUGAUGGGCUCAUGCUUAAGUUUAUUGUUCCAGCUGAUAAGGGACCUGAUGACCAUCAAGACCACCCACAAUCAAUUUCUAUUCAGACAGCAGAAGUAAUUGCCACAAACACAAGACAUUCACCAAACUGUACAUGCACUGACCUGGAGACCAUACUGCAGGAAUUCAAAGAUGAGGAGGUUUUUAGCAAAACAUUCACAACCUUUCCCAAAUCCGAGGAUAGUUUUAACUUACUGCACCCAGUAUUUCAAAGGCACGCCCAUGAGCAAGACACCAAGUUGCAUGAUAUUUAUAAAGGAUUUGUUAAUCCACAGUUGAGUACGAAUGCACUGAAAACAUCUGCUGCUACUGACCUUUGGGCGGUGCAUUUCUCUCAAUUUUGGGUGGACUAUGAAGGUAUGAAGAGUGGAAAAGGAAGGCCUGUUGGGUUUGUGGAUUCUUUCCCUCUUUCAGUAUGGCUUUGCCAGCCCAACAGAUUCAUAAAGUCACAAAGAUCAAUCUCGUCAUCCAGACAAUUAACUGCCUUAAUUCCAAAGAGUGAAUCUAGUGACCUGAGUGUUCGCUUGCAGCGUAAGAAGCUCUUAAGGGAUUACUACAGCAUGGAAGCAGAGCCUUUUACCAAUGGACUGGGGAAGCCCUAUUCUUUGGAUGGUAUUUCGGGUUUGAAAUCCACGCAAUCUCCUUUAGAUGCAGAUAUUCAUGUUCUUGUGUAUGUGCAAAAGCACGUGAGCAUACAGGUUAAUCAUCAUCAGUAUCGCUUCUUACUGAAUCUCCAGCAAUCAAUGAAAAGGCUGCAGGAACAGUUGCAGAAGAAUGUAGAGAAAGUAACUGGAAAGCCUGCAGCAGAAACAAAAGUUUGCAUUGGAAUGUUACUUAAGAGCACUGAAGUGGCAUUAAUGCUUCUUCCACUGCCUCAGUAUGAAGCAGACGGUAAAGCUUCAGCUGAGAACAUAAGUCCUAUAGAAUCUGAUCUUUCACCUUCUGAAAGCAGGGAUACUUUAGCAGCAGAGAACUAUUUGCUGACAGCUGAUCCAAGUGCCGACCAUUUCAACAAAAGGAAUGACAGAGCUGAAGACACAGAUUUAAGUACUGUUGCUUCCAUGGACCCUGUGCUUUCUAAAUCUUAUAGUGACUCUGCUUUAGUAAAAAAUAUAGUAGCACAGCCCUUUUUUGAUGUCAGUCAGUUUCCAGCUAAAUCAAAUAUCCCUGGAGGGAUUGAUGGAACUAGUUCAGAGAAUAACAAUCAGGCCAGGAGACCAUCAGGUCCAUCAAAGGCUGAAGUUCCCUGUGGUUCUCAAAGCAUGGACCCACUGAAUGUUUGCACAAUAAACAAAGAUGAAUACAGCAAUCUUACUGUGUCUAAAGAGAAUGGCCCAGAAGAAAUCUCAAGUAUUUUGCAAAAUAAACAAAAUAGAACAGAAGAAUCAUUAAAUGAUUUAACAGAUCAUGACCAAGAGAACCGCCUGCAAUUGCAAAAUGAUAAAAGCAAAGAAAAAUUACUUUCACCAAGAGGAAGGUUGAAGGAACAUUCGCAGUCCUCUUUGUCUAACUGCCCUGUAGUAUAUAAACAUGUGAAGAGAACUCCAUCUCAAAAUUCACUGGACAAUAUAUCGAUUGAUAGUAACACGCUGGAGGACCCAUUAGAGAUGGAUGGAAAUGAAAGUCUCCUUUUGUUGGAAAAGGAUGGCAGUGUUGAUGAUAACUCAGUCAUUAGUCUUAAAGAAGAAACCUUUGACCAGAGUCCAGCAGAGAGUGCUCAUGGAGCACAUGGAACCGAGGAUUAUGGCAGAGUAUCGCCAGAUAUCUGUAGUGCUGCUUCUCAGAGUGUGGAAGAAUCCUCUGGAGAUUUGGUUUCUGUGAUGGUUUUCAAAGCAUUUGGUAUUAACUGUGGGAUUGAUGUGAAGGGAGAGGAUGCAGCAGUGUAUCUUCAGAUAAACCAGGUAUUACCAAACCAACUGGGAAAUGUCAGUGUACGCCAGUACCUCAGCAACCGCAGCAUGGAUCGACAAACCUCCACUCAGAUCCCGGAGCACAGAAAAGAAAUCCCUGAAGUAAAUCUACGGCUGGAGAUUGGGCCAACUACUGCUGUCCAUUCUCCACUAGCAGUGAAAAGUGGUUUCCUGCAGUGCAAGAUUGAGAAAUUCAAGUCUGAGUUCCUAAUGUCAUCCCUUACAAAUCUGGGGAAAUUUCUGGAAGAUGAGGUGUCUUCUGAUAUAAUCCCCAUGAAGAUUGAAAUUACUGAUACAAGGAUAAACCUAAAGGAUGACAAUCUACAGGGUGAUCCAUCAGCUCAUGAUCCAAUGCUAGUGGAGCUGUUAAUUGAUGAUCUUAUCAUUCAACGAAAUGAUAAGGGAACUUUUUGUAUUGGAGGUACCCAGGUACCUAAGCAAAAUCUACCAAAUGGGAAAGCCACAAAAACAGUGUUGUCUUGUUUAAAAUGUGAUGAAUCAGAGAAAAUCAGUUAUGUGUCACAGUCUACUCAGACGCCUCCAGAGAAACCUUGUCCUCCUGGGCAGAGAGAUACGAAAGAGAGCAAGUCAUCCGCUGGAUAUUCAUUUCAUGGCAGGGAACAGUUGCUUGAUGAAAACGAAUGUCUGAAACAGGAACUAGCCAAAACUAAAAUGGCUCUUGCUGAAGCCCAGAUGGAAAAAGACAGUUUAAUCCAUCGAUUGAAGAGUUUUAACUCUGAACUCAUCUCAUAGCCAAACCUACUUGGCUAUAGAAGACCUUCUUGAUUAAGUGGAGCAUCUUAUACUUGAGACCAUGCCAACUGCUUAUUGGUUUUUUUAAAAAAAAUAUCUUGAUACCAGUUUACAUUUCUUGAAGAGCAUUGAACAAACUCAGUGUAGAGAAACUUGUUACAUCUAUACUGCAAAUAUGUAUUUUUGAAUAUUAAUUCACUAAAGACUAAAGAUCUCAUCCAUGCACUAAAUACAGAUAAAUAUGACUUUGAGUUUAAUAAAAUAUUGCACCACUGUAUCAUGCUUUUCACUUCAAUCAGAAUCAAUUCUGUCCAAAACUGGAACUUGAAAUUAGGUUUGAAACAGAAUAUUGUGGGACGGGUAAUUUUCUUUCAUUCAAACUUAGCUGUGUUUUGGUGUGCCAUCAAUGUUUUUAUUAAAAGCCUAUUCCAGAGGAGGUCUCUUUAAAGAGACUGAAUUUGCACUAUAAUUAAUCUAAAUCAUGUAUCUAACAGUUUUUUUGUUUAAAUCAUCUGUGAUAUAGAAUAUGUACAAUACAACAUUUGUGUACAUAUGUGCUUUAUGUAAUUAUAGCAGCUACCAGGAUUGGUUGCUAGCCUAUACCUGAUGUUGAGUGCAAGGUGUAUCUGUAUAGCUAACUACCAACAAGGUAAAGCAUACUCAUGUCAUGCAGUCAUUCUGUACAGUAUCCAAAUAGUGUUCUUCACUAAAUAAUUGUAUCAAAGAUUGUAUUCUAAAUAAAUAUUAAAGCACAAAAAACUUCA